AUGCCAACCAUAGGGAGCAUACAUGUUACAAAAGAUGGCUGCCCAGUUAUCUUCCACGAUGACUUUAUCCUCACCCGAAAAACUGAGGUUUUGUAUGAAAGACGUGUGACCGAUCUUCUUCUGGAAGAUUUCCUUUCAUACGGGGUACAAAAAGAACCUCACAAGGUCUCCAAGCCCUUUCUUAGACGGAUGGAAGAUGGGAGAGUCCUUGCUUGGAGCACAGAAGAAGAUGAUUAUCUCUGCACAUUGCAGGAAGUCUUCGAACAUGUCAGUCCCCAUCUGGGAUUUAACAUCGAACUUAAGUUUGAUGACAACAUUAUCUAUCCGUGUGUCAACCUUAACCGUGCUCUUCAAGCUGUACUGCAAGUUGUUUUUCAGUAUGCUGGCAACAGACCACUAUUUUUCUCAACAUUCCAACCUGAUGCCGCACGGAUAACACGUGAACUCCAAAGUGUAUACCCUGUACUGUUCUUAACAGAAGGGGGAACAGCCAAACACGAAGAUACGAGAAGGAACUCACUCGACGAAGCUAUCCAAGUGUGCCACGAGUAUGACUUGCAUGGGGUUGUGUCAGAAGUCAGAGGAGUUCUAAAAAAUCCCUCUGCGAUCCUAAAAGCACAAGAAUCUAACCUUGCCAUUCUCACCUAUGGGCAGCUCAAUAAUGUGCGUGAGGCUGUUUACGUCCAGUAUCUAAUGGGUGUGAAUGGUGUCAUUGUUGAUCUAGUGGAAGAGAUCUCCAAUGCUGUUGCAGAUUUCAGUAAAGCAGACCUCGGCCAGAGCAGGUUCAGUAACAGUGUUGACAUAGGCAGAAGACACGAGUCCUUCUCACAGCAGCAGCUGGGGUUCCUGCUCCGGCUUAUACCUGAACUGAUUCAGCAACCACACUGA
Molecule: messenger RNA, 888 nt
Organism: Triticum turgidum subsp. durum (durum wheat)
Lineage: Eukaryota; Viridiplantae; Streptophyta; Magnoliopsida; Poales; Poaceae
Source: the annotation of a GenBank genome assembly